AGCACGACGUGGGAGCUGAGGCUGGCGGGCAGUCAGAUUAGAUAGCGGCGGCCGAGAAGAGGGAGGGAAAAGCGAGCGAGCGAGCCAGUGUAGACAAGUGCUGAGGCAUGCCCACGAUCGCAACUGCGACGGCAAGAGUGGACGACGGUUGCAAAUAGCCCUCCUCUGCUUUCUCGUUUGCUACCGGAGAUGGGGACCCGCGAAGCCUGCGUGAUGUAACGAGCGGGAGGUUUGCAAUGCCGCGAGAAUGACAAAGAUGACCUGAGUCGCCUUGUUCAAAUUGCUUCUUGACCAACACAUCGUUACCUGACUCUAUUCCACACUCCUCGUUGCACGCCUGGCUUAUACCAUCACGAUGUCAGUCCCACCCGCUGGUGCCGCUGCCAAGUCGCCCGCCCAGGCUGCCUUUACGGCAUACAUUGUACCCAGGACGGCUGCUCAUGUUCGCGACUUGGGCAUUGUCCUCGCCGCCGUUGUGGCCGCCUUCGCCAUCUGGCAUGCCCUGACCCUCCUUGAGGAGCGCUUCGAGCACAAGCGACUGCAGAGCAAGGAGACGGCCGCCACGCCGGCGCUGUUCCGAGUCAAGCGGGCCCUGACGGCAGCCACUCGCAAGCACUUCUCUUAUCGCACCCUCACCCUUCCCUUAGGACCGCUGUCGACGAGUAUCACCUUCACUGAGCUUGUGCUCCUCCUCGCCUACCUCCUGACCAUGCUCCUCCUCACCCUCACCCAAGCCCACCGAGCUCCAUCGCCCGGCCCGGGCAAGAGAGCCGGGUACGGCUGGUCCUCACGUGCAGGAUGGAUGGCUCUUGCCUCCUAUCCGUGGCUUGUCGUGCUCAGCAUGAAGUACAAUCCCAUCGCUUGGAUCACUGGAGCAUCCUACGAGAGGCUGCAGGUGCUGCAUCGUGGCUGUUCCAGGGUUACGCUGCUGGUCAUGCUGAUGCAUGUGGGGACAAAGGUCUGGCAGAACAAUACCUUCACCAUCGCAUGGCGGGUGUGGGGGCUCGUCGGAGCCGUCCUCGGCAUCUCCAUCUUUGCAUUGGGCAAUCGCCUCGUCAUGAGAGCUGCGUACCAGCUCUUCGUCCACGCGCACGUUGUGCUCGUCGCCGCCUUGUUUGUCGCUACAUGGCGGCACGUCGUCGAUAUGAAGGACACGAACAAGGAGUUCAAGCCUUAUCUCAUCGCUGCCAUCGUCUUCUGGAUCUUGGACCGAGUGCUCCGUCUGAUCUCGCUCAUCUACUUCAACGGCCUGCUCCCCUUCAACAAGUCUCGUACUACACCAGUGGCCGCCUGCAUGACCGUACACAACGACCGUCUCCUCCAGCUCACCGUGACAAAGCCCGAUCUGCCCCACUGGGAGCCAGGCGCGCACGUUUUCCUCAUGAGUCCUCCAGCCUCGCGCGCAAAGGGAGGAGUCAGUUUGGCACUGGAGUCACACCCAUUCACCAUCAUGUCUUUGCCCGUCCCGCGCUCGCAAGACAUCGCUGUCGAGAAGAACAACGACAACGCCGCAGGGAAACUCACCUUCCUCAUUCGCCCGCAACGGGGCUUCACCCGCCGCCUCUUCGAGCAAGCCAAACGCGGCGCUACAGCCGACCUACUCGUCUCUACGGCUCCUCUCUCUCCACCACGCCUGCACCCCGUCAUCGCUACUUGCGACACAAUCGUCCUCGCGGCGGCUGGAGUGGGGGUCAGCUGGACAACGCCCCUUCUCCUGGCUACGAUGCGUGCUGCGGUUGCUCAGCAGAGUAGGGUGCGUCGCCUCGUCUUCUUGUGGGUCGUGCAGAGCAAAGACGAGAUCAAAGUGCUCAGCGAGCAAGUUGGGGAAGCUUUAAAGCUGGCUACCGGUACUGCAGGGAGGGUCAAGCUGGAGGUGCGCAUCCAUGUCACGCGUGAAGAGGCAACGCAGGCAGACGUGCCAGCAGAGUGGGCAGCCAUAGCUGCUGAGAGCAAUGGCGAGAAGGACCUCCCUACCCCCGAGUCGGAGAAGCCUAUCCCUUCCACCUCAUCUUCACCCAUCACAGUCGCCCAAAGUCGCCCAGACAUGGAGAUCCUCCUUCUGUCCAUUGCAGGUGAGGCGCAAGGCCGUUUGUGGGUGGGCGUGUGCGGCCCUGGGGCGUUUGCGCAGGACGUCAAGAGGGCCGCGCGUAGGCUCAUUCGUCCCAUGGAUGUGCUGCGGGGUGACAGUGAUGGAAAGGGCGAUGUGAGCGUGCAUGCUGAGGUGUUCGGGUGGUGAUCUGUAGGGGGAAUAUCGGUGGUGAAUAGGGCGAUGGCAGGGGCCAGGGACCGAAAGCAGAGAGCGAGGGCAACAUCAUCG
Jaminaea rosea is the source of this 2317-nucleotide messenger RNA. RefSeq lists its product as hypothetical. The transcript is spliced from 5 exons. The record is from RefSeq and is a predicted model, not a curated record. Gene Ontology annotation, cellular component: plasma membrane. NCBI's taxonomy places the organism in Eukaryota, Fungi, Basidiomycota, Exobasidiomycetes, Microstromatales. Gene Ontology annotation, molecular function: ferric-chelate reductase activity. The coding region runs from base 356 to 2236 and encodes 626 amino acids. Gene Ontology annotation, biological process: intracellular iron ion homeostasis; iron ion transport; copper ion import.